Ostreococcus lucimarinus CCE9901 is the source of this 1038-nucleotide messenger RNA. RefSeq lists its product with no specific name. Lineage: Eukaryota; Viridiplantae; Chlorophyta; Mamiellophyceae; Mamiellales; Bathycoccaceae. The annotation marks the transcript as partial. The record is from RefSeq and is a predicted model, not a curated record. Gene Ontology annotation, cellular component: cytoplasm; Cul4-RING E3 ubiquitin ligase complex. The transcript is spliced from 3 exons. Gene Ontology annotation, molecular function: protein binding.
GUGGAGGAAUUGAGGCUGAGGGAGACGCUGGAGAAGCACGGUGGGUGCGUGAAUUGCGUGAGUUGGAACGACGAUGCGUCGCUGUUGAUCUCUGGGAGCGAUGAUAUGACGGUGUGCGUGUGGGGGUGCGGGGCGAAGAUGCCGCUGAAGGGGUCGGCGUUCACGGGGCACACGCACAACGUCUUCGCGAGCGAAUUCGUGCCGCAAUCGAACAGCGCGUACUGCGUCACGACGUCCGCGGAUGGAGACGUGCGGUUGGUGGAUUUAGAGCGUGGGUUUCGAGGGCCCGCGCCCGCGCAUUACGGCGCGGGGAUGGGGUUCGGCAUGACGUUCGUGCCGAACGAACCGAAUACGUUUUUGUCGUGCCAUCAAGACGGUCGCGUUCGUUUGUUCGACUUGAGGCAAAGUCACGGUGGUUUCGAAGGAAACUCACACGAAAUCGUCGUCGAUUUGAGCGCGUGCGGGCCGACGUCGGAAAUCGUGUUCGACCCGACGGCGCCUACGACGUUCGCCGCGUGCUCGGACGAUCCUCACGUGCGCGUGUUUGAUCUCAGACACGUCAAGAGUAACCGGCGAGAAGCGGCGCGCGAAUGUCCAGCGGCACCGAGCGUGCGAAGCCCGGGCUUUGAGGGUAUAUCUGGCCUGGCUUACUCGUCCAAGGGCGAACUCGCGAUUAACUGCAAAGGCGACGACGUGUACCUGUUGGACACUCGCCGAGCGGCGGCGAAUAUCAAUUCUGAGGAACGUAUUUUUAAGUCGUUCUCCGUGCCGUGGGAAAUGCCGAUCACGCAUCAGGCGGCGAAGAGGUACGUCGGACGCAGAAAUGUGAAAACCUUCUUAAAGGGUGUCGCUUUUAUGUGCGACGAUGAGUACGUCACGACGGGUGGUGACGAUGGCAACGUAUACGUCUGGCACAAAGAUACGUGCGAGCUCGUGUGCAAAAUGCAAGCAGACAGUCAGGUGGUGAACACCGUUUUGCCGCACCCGCACUUGCCGACCAUCGUGUGCUGCGGUAUAGACAAUCACGUGCGCGUCUUC